Racocetra persica is the source of this 183-nucleotide messenger RNA. NCBI's taxonomy places the organism in Eukaryota, Fungi, Glomeromycota, Glomeromycetes, Diversisporales, Gigasporaceae. The record is from the annotation of a GenBank genome assembly.
AUGAAAAAAGCUUUUGCAGAUAAAGCUACCAAAGCCGAAGAUAUUACAGAUGAUUUUGAAGCUAGUGUGGAUAGUGUUGAUUUGGAUGAAGUUGAUGUUCUACAUUUAUUAGACAUUACAUCUUGGUCACCUAAUUGUUUAGAGCAUUUCAAAAUAUUGAAAUUCAAGAAGACAUUUGUAUUG